This is a messenger RNA of Asterias rubens (European starfish), 656 nucleotides long. Its product is annotated as midasin-like. NCBI's taxonomy places the organism in Eukaryota, Metazoa, Echinodermata, Asteroidea, Forcipulatida, Asteriidae. Gene Ontology annotation, biological process: ribosomal large subunit assembly; rRNA processing. The coding region runs from base 81 to 656 and encodes 191 amino acids. The transcript is spliced from 4 exons. The record is from RefSeq and is a predicted model, not a curated record. Gene Ontology annotation, cellular component: preribosome, large subunit precursor.
AGUUCACGGGGUUGUUUUCUUCACAAAAGUUAUCGACUAAAUCGUUGUAGUUUAUGGUGUUUUGACGGAAUACACGCAAUAUGGAUGAGUUUCGCUGGGACAUCACGUCAAGUCUUGGUAGACUUGUGUCUACCGUUUCACAACCAACAAUAAUUUCGUACUGCCAAGAAUUACUUGCAAAACAGAUUUGGACACCAGCAGACCGCCAGCAGCUUCUUGCAAAGCUGUCUGAGUACCUUCCCCAUCCACAAUGCACUCUUCCUAUCGCUGUAGCCUUCCGUCCCAUCUUGCUGGAACUGCUGGAAAGAGCUGGAAAGCAACUGAGAACAAGAGAUUGCUUUUCCUUGGAGGGUCAUGAACGCCUUUGCAUAGCGUUGGGUAGACUCCUUUCACUACACCCAGAUGCUUACAGGUUUUUGAUGAAAUACCUACAGACAUCACCCCCAGUGUUUGAGAGGUUACUGGCGGGAGUGUCAGAAGUGAAAAAGGCAAAGAACAAGAAAUCAAAGCGACGGAUUCCAACCCCUACUGUAACGGACAUCUUGAGAACAUGUCACAAAUAUCUGGAGUUCUCAAAGGAGGCAUUCGUUGAUCUUUGGGAUUGGAGUCCGAUCCUGAAACUUUCUGAAGAAGGUGACGUUACAACAAGAUGGUAA